ACAGUGACUGUGUUUCCCUCAUCCUCUGAUUGAUCCGUCAUGACCGGGCAGAGCGCCUGCGCGCCGGAGGAGGGCGCUAUACGCAUCAAUGUGGGAGGAUUCAGGCGGCGGCUGCUGUCCAAGCGACUCUCUCGCUUCCCCGAGACCAGACUCGCACGCCUGCUGAGGUGUCGGUCCAAAGAGUCCAUCCUCGAACUGUGCGACGACUACGACGACUCUGAGAACGAGUUCUACUUUGACCGCAAUCCGGCGCUCUUCCCUUAUGUUUUACACUUCUACAACACGGGGAGGCUACACGUCAUGGAUGAACUCUGCAUCUUCUCCUUCAGUCAGGAGAUCGAGUACUGGGGAAUCGACGAGCUGUUCCUGGACUCGUGCUGCAGCGGAUCCUAUCACUGCCGCAGGAUGGAGCCCGAGGAGGCGGACUGGGACGACAAGAGCACCACUUCAUCUUUUGAUGAGAUCCUGGAGUUCUACAACGAUGCCGGUAAAUUUGACAAGCAGCUGCUGGGAAGCGUCCGGCGGAGAAUCUGGUUGAUGUUGGACAAUCCUAGCUAUUCGAUCCCCAGCCGGCUCAUCAGUAUCUUCUCCAUUCUGGUGGUGGUGGGCUCCAUAGCCACCAUGUGCAUGAACAGCAUGAGCGAGUUCACACUGCUGGACGCCGACGGCGGGCCCCGCGAGGAUCCUCACUUCGAGGCUGUGGAGCACUUCGGCAUCGGCUGGUUCACGCUCGAGCUGCUGGCCAGAUUCGCUGUGGCUCCGGACCUUCUGCGUUUCUUCGAGCACCCGCUGAACCUGAUCGACCUGGUGUCCAUCCUGCCCUUUUACUUGACCCUGCUGAUGCACCUGGUGGCGGAGAGCGGCCCGGCGCUGGCGAACCUGGGCCGAGUGGCUCAGGUGCUGAGGCUGAUGAGGAUCUUCCGCAUCCUGAAGCUGGCGCGUCACUCCACGGGCCUGCGCUCGCUCGGAGCCACGCUCAAGAACAGCUACAAAGAGAUCGGCCUGCUGCUGCUGUAUCUGGCCGUCGGAGUGUCCUUCUUCUCCGUCAUGGCCUACACCGUGGAGAAGGAGGACAACGAGGGACUGAACACCAUCCCGGCCGGCUGGUGGUGGGCCACGGUCAGCAUGACCACCGUGGGAUACGGCGACGUGGUUCCCGGCUCCGUCGUGGGCAAGUUGACGGCCUCGGCCUGCAUACUCUCGGGAAUAUUGGUUGUCGUGCUUCCGAUCACUUUGAUAUUUAAUAAAUUCUCUCUGUUUUAUAAGAGACAGACACAGCUGGAGACCGUCAUGCGGAGCUGUGACUUCGACGGGGGAAUAAAGGAGGCUCCAUCUGUGAAUCUGAGGAAUUAUUAUGCUCAUAAAGUCAAAACACUGAUGGCCAGUCUGUCCAACAUGAGCUGCAGUUCACCCAGCGAUCACAGUCUAAACAUGUCUCUGCAUUAG
Messenger RNA from Sinocyclocheilus rhinocerous, 1446 nucleotides. RefSeq names its product potassium voltage-gated channel modifier subfamily S member 2 (gene kcns2). Bases 40 to 1446 code for a protein of 468 amino acids. Gene Ontology annotation, biological process: action potential; protein homooligomerization; potassium ion transmembrane transport. NCBI's taxonomy places the organism in Eukaryota, Metazoa, Chordata, Actinopteri, Cypriniformes, Cyprinidae. Gene Ontology annotation, molecular function: protein binding; voltage-gated potassium channel activity. Gene Ontology annotation, cellular component: voltage-gated potassium channel complex; membrane. The transcript has a single exon. The record is from RefSeq and is a predicted model, not a curated record.